Molecule: messenger RNA, 591 nt
Organism: Camelina sativa (false flax)
Lineage: Eukaryota; Viridiplantae; Streptophyta; Magnoliopsida; Brassicales; Brassicaceae
Product: MATH domain and coiled-coil domain-containing protein At3g58360-like
Molecular function (GO): protein binding
Source: RefSeq, a predicted model, not a curated record
CUGUCUCUCUAAACUUCAUUCACACACAUCUUUGACAUGAUCAUGAAGAGUUACUACAAAGAAACCUUAUGUGUUGUUUCUCUCUUCUCUUGUCUUUUCAUCACCUCUUCUUUUGCAGGACCGCCAGUCCCAAACCAGUUGGAGAAUGAUUCUCAGAAACUUAUCCCCACUCAGAUUUCAUCACGUGAUAGUAAGGUCUCAUUAUCGAGCACGGUGAAGGGUCUGAGAGAACGUCCUCCAUCGUCUUAUUCUCUCAAGUUUGAGUCUUUCAACACACUCAUGAAGUCUAUUUACACCGACAGUUAUCAAUCUCGUCCUUUUAGGGUCGGUAGAUACAAUUGGACGCUUGUCGUGUACCCAAAGGGGAAUAAGAAUGAUAACGGUACAGGUUACAUUUCGCUAUACGUCGUCUUAGACAACUCAACUCUCACUUCUCCACGUGAAGAGGUUCAUGCAGAUCUCAGAUUUUACAUCUUCAACAAGAAACAGAAGAAGUACUUUACGUUCCAAGAUACUGAUGUAUGGCGAUUCAGCGCAAUCAAAACCAUGUGGGGAUUUUCUAAGGUUCUUCCUCUGACUACGUUUAACAAC